ACACUUCAGAUUCUUCCUCUCUCAUUUGAAAAAUCAAUCGCGAUUACAAAAAAAAAAAAUUGAACUUUAGCUCUGCUUUCAAGAAGCAUGAAGAGCUCCCAUCAUAAGGAUAUUCUCACCGGUUUACCGGUUUUCCGGUUGACUAGAAAGCUAACCGCUUUACCAGCUGUUGUCUUGUUUCUACUAUUAUCCGGGUCGGAGCUAGCGGCGGGUCAAUCAGAUCAACCCGGACAAACCGACCCGAGAACUGACCCGUAUGGUUACGGUGGCAGUCUAAGUCCCGCCAUGGCCGUGGUCGUUGUGGUCGUGAUCGCCGCUCUCUUCUUCAUGGGUUUCUUCACCGUCUACCUCCGCCACUGUUCGGGCGCAGUUGACGGCAGCGUCGAUCCUAGGGUAGGAGCGAGGAGAGUAACGAACAGAACGGUGGCGCGUGGGCUAGACGCGUCGAUGAUCGAGACGUUUCCGACUUUCGUGUACUCGGAAGUGAAGACGCAGAAGAUCGGGAAAGGUGCGUUGGAGUGUGCGAUUUGCCUUAACGAGUUCGAGGACGACGAAACGCUGCGUUUGCUACCUAAAUGCGAUCACGUGUUCCACCCUCACUGCAUCGGCGCGUGGCUCGCUGGUCACGUGACUUGUCCGGUUUGCCGUACAAAUCUCGCCGAACAGAAGCAGCCGGCUGAACCGGUUGAACCGAUUAUAAUAACCGAAGCGGAUCUCGAGGCGCAGCAACAACCGGUGAUUCCUGAACCGGCGGUGGAACUCGGUGAGGAUGUGACACGUGUGAAAUUAUCGAGGUCGCACACGACGGGGCAUGCGGUGGUAUUGCCUGGAGAAUGUACCGAGCGGUUUACGCUUAGAUUACCGGAAGAUUUAAGGAAGAAGAUAAUGGCGAAUUGGAAGAUGAACCGGUCUAAUAGUCUUUUGGUUCUACCGAGAGGUGGGAGCUCGAGGAGUGGUAAACCGGUUGACCGUUUGAGGGCUCGAUCGGACCGGUGGUUGUUCCGUAAAACACCGUCAUUUUUAUGGCGGAACCGAGACGAUGGUUCGAUUACGCUAGGUGGUACCGGUAGCAUUAGAGCUAAUGCGAUUACAAGUCCGACCGGUGACUCGGUACGAGCAGACCGGUGGAAUUUUCUUAGAAACCCGUCGUUUCUGUGGAGGAAUACACCGGUUCCUUCGCCGAGAGUUGGAGUCAACAAGGACGGUGAAGGAACAUCGUCCGUUCAACAUACCGGGACAGCUGGUAUUUCUAGCGGGUCCGUUAGAUUACCGGUUUAGUUGGCUUCUCUCUUUCUAUCACAACUCCUUUACCUCUGUUUUUUUUUUCCCAUUUUUUGUGUGUUUUGUGAAUUGUUCAUUACACACGCAAUUCUUUAAUUUCCAUUUUUUUUGUAAGAUAUUAAAUGUCAAUCCCAUGGACAAGGAGAUUGUUUUAUUUCA
Molecule: messenger RNA, 1440 nt
Organism: Eutrema salsugineum
Lineage: Eukaryota; Viridiplantae; Streptophyta; Magnoliopsida; Brassicales; Brassicaceae
Product: E3 ubiquitin-protein ligase ATL31
Exons: 1
Coding region: 88-1278 (396 amino acids)
Source: RefSeq, a predicted model, not a curated record